GGUCCUCUGUUUGCGCAUGUCCGUUCACAACAACAGGCCGCCAUUUUGUGUCAGGCUAACUCUUCCAAAGCGGGAGAACAAUUAAUAGUCUGAUUCAAGAGCUACGGACGACCGCACCGGAGCAAAAGGGAGAAAACACAGGAACUGAUCUCCGAAACACAUAUAAGUGGAGAAGAGAGUGCCGAAGAAGUGUUGGUUAGCCCGUUUCCAUGGAGGGCGAGGUUGUGUCCAUGGAGACCACUGAGGCUGCUGCCUUGGCUGAUGGAAAGGUCCUACCAGAGGGUGGGGAGGCCCUGAUGCAGGGGGCAGCCAUAGCUUCACAAGGGGAGGUGGCUGGUAACAUGGAGAUGAUGGUGAUGGAUGCUCUUGAUCCAACUUUGUUACAAAUGAAGACUGAAGUGUUGGAGGGGGGCGGCACAGUGACCGUUACUGGUGGAGACGAGGGCCAGAUAAUCACCCUCCAGGUGGUGAAUAUGGAGGAGCAGGCAGGAGCUGCACUAGGUCUUGGUCAGCUUCAGCUGGUGCAGGUACCAGUCACAACCACAACUGUGGAGGGUCUCCAGGCCACAUUUGUCGAUGCAUCAGCAGCUAACAAGGACUCAGAGCCAGUUAUUUGUCACACUCUUCCCUUGCCAGAGGGCUUCCAGGUGGUGAAAGUUGGUGCUAAUGGAGAGGUGGAGACUGUAGAGCAAGAUGAGCUCCAGGCAGCCCACGAGGAGCUUCAAGUCACCAGGGGAGAGGAAGAGGAGGAGGCACCAAUAGAGGAGGAACCCACAGAGCCCCAGCAAGAAGAUCCUGAGUGGUCCAAAGACCCAGACUACCAGCCUGCUGCUAUUGUCCGGAAGGGAAAGAAAGGAAAAAAGAGCUGCCUGCGCUAUGCAGAUGGUGAUCGUGACAUGGAUGUGUCUGUCUAUGACUUUGAGGAGGAGCAGCAGGAGGGGCUUCUGUCAGAGGUGAAUGCUGAGAAGGUUGUGGGGAACAUGAAACCACCCAAACCAACCAAAAUCAAGAAGAAAGGUGUAAAGAAGACAUUUCAGUGUGAGCUGUGUAGUUACACAUGUCCACGACGUUCCAACCUGGACCGCCACAUGAAGAGUCACACAGAUGAAAGGCCACAUAAAUGUCACUUAUGUGGAAGGGCAUUUAGGACCGUCACAUUGCUGAGGAACCAUCUCAACACACACACAGGCACACGGCCUCAUAAAUGCACAGACUGUGAUAUGGCUUUUGUGACCAGCGGUGAGUUGGUGCGCCAUCGUCGCUACAAACACACACACGAGAAGCCUUUCAAAUGCUCCAUGUGUGACUAUUGCAGCGUAGAGGUGAGCAAGUUGAAAAGGCACAUCCGCUCUCAUACAGGGGAGCGACCUUUCCAAUGCAGUCUGUGUAGCUAUGCCAGCAGAGAUACUUACAAGCUGAAGAGACACAUGAGGACACACUCGGGUGAGAAGCCGUAUGAGUGCUACAUCUGCCAUGCUCGCUUCACACAGAGCGGCACCAUGAAGAUGCACAUUCUGCAAAAACACACAGAGAACGUGGCCAAAUUCCACUGCCCCCACUGUGACACAGUUAUCGCCCGCAAGAGUGAUCUUGGUGUCCACUUGCGGAAGCAGCACUCAUUCAUUGCAACAGGCAAGAAGUGUCGUUAUUGUGACGCUGUCUUCCAUGAGCGUUAUGCACUCAUCCAACACCAGAAGACUCACAAGAAUGAGAAACGUUUUAAGUGCGACCAGUGUGACUACUGCUGCAGACAGGAGCGCCACAUGAUAAUGCACAAACGGACACAUACAGGAGAGAAGCCGUUUGCCUGCAGUCAGUGUGAGAAAACAUUCCGGCAGAAGCAGCUGCUGGACAUGCACUUCAGGCGCUACCAUGAUCCUAACUUUAUUCCCACUGCCUUUGUCUGCAGCAAGUGUAGCAAGACGUUCACUCGUAGGAACACAAUGCUGCGUCAUACUGAGAACUGCACGGGCGAGGACAUCGGGGAGGAGAAUGAAUCUCCCGCCAAGAGGGGCCGCCGUGGCAGGAAGAAGAAGAUGCGCUCCAGGAAGGAUGACGAUGAUGACACAGAGGCUGAGCUGGAUGAGAUGGAAGAGGAAGAGGAGUUGCUGCCUGAGAUUGAGGUGGAACAGGCCCCAGCUGUCUUCCCUACCCCAGCACCUGAGGAGCCACCAGCCAAGAGGAAACGUGGACGGCCCCCGAAGAGUAAACCAACCACGUCUGCCAUCAUCCGUGUGGAAGAUGAAGCCACUGGAGAGGUGGACAUCAUCGUGAAGAAGGAGAUUGGAGCUGAUCCGGAGGAGGACAUCGCUGAGGAAACCACUGAGGAAGUGGAGGCUGUUAGAGGGAAACUGCCCGUUCAGGUGGAGGGGUUGGCCCAGGGAGAGGAGACGACACAGGAGGUGCAGCUGUCUGAAGCCCCACCUAACGGAGACCUCACUCCUGAGAUGAUCCUCAGCAUGAUGGACCGGUGAUGGAUGUGAGCGUCCAACCAGUAUACACAACAUAGACUCUUGUACCCGUCUUCAUUUAACUCUUGGCUUUUAGGUUCACAAAUCAGAUGCAUCCUGCACAGAAACAAACAUCAUGCUAUUGUUAAAGACUUGUUUAAGUCGCAUUGCUUUUUAAUAUGGAUUUCAUGUAUGAUACUAGAAAACAAGAUCUGUGUAUGUGUGUAUUUCCGAGUUUGGGGUGGCUGUGUUAGACAGCAGUAUAAUUAGCCUCCUUAAUGUUGCCUUUACAUUUUUCUUCUGGUUAGUAGUGGCUCAGUGACAUGGAAGCCAAUAGCUACACCACUUUAUCUGCAUUUAAAAAAUAAUUUUCCCUUGCUUUAUUUGUGCAGAAUAGCCCACUAGAUUCAUUAAAAAAAAAAAAAAAAAAAAAAAAAAAACAGAGAAAUACUUGUACCUAAAAGUGGAUGCAGUGCAGUGUAAUUUUACCAAACAUGAUGCACAUGGCUUAAAAAAUUUUACAUCUAUUUUCAUCAGGCAUUGCUGCAUCUUCCUAUGUUUUCUGUGGUCAGGUUUUCAGGAGACCUUUGGUCAUAAUGUAGAAUUCCAUUCGUAAAUUCAUUAAUCUUGACAGGGAGAAGUGUGUGUGCCAUGGUAAGGAAAAGUAGUUGGGCCUUAUUAUCCAAGUUUCGGUUAUCAUGUUGAUUAAUACUGAACCAAAUUUAGUCAUUUACAUCACUGAAGAGCUGUACAUACCUCUCAGUGUGCAGGGAGGACUGCUGUCUAACAGUAGGAUAAGUGUUUUGUUUUGUUUUGUUUUUCACCAGUCAAUCAGCAUGACAGCAAAUUGAGGCCCAUGUAGAAGUUAAGUGGAAUUAUCCUUUUAUUUCUGUCACAAAGUUUCUGGCCAAGGCCAAAACUAGGCUAAGGCAACAUUCAGGAUGUUAAGGAUAUUACAGUUUAGUUUUAUCUAUUUUAAUACAGCCACCUCAAAGUAUAAAACUAAAUGAAAUAUCUGAGAUAUUUUUAUUUUUCCAUGGGAGGGACAGACCUUUUUAAAGCCAUUAGUUUGUAAGAGCUUCUAGACCACUUAAUCGUAUGCUCCUUUCUUACCACUAUAACACCCCUAGUUUGUCCCUAUUAUAUGCUAGACAUUGACACUAAUAAGUGCAAUUAAAUUAAGGUUGUUUUCUUCCCUCAUGUAGCCAUUCCACUUUGGGUUGAUGGUUUUCCAUGUCGAUGGCGGUGAAAUGCUACCAGCUUGAAUGACAACUUAAUGACUGGGUGAAAUGGAUGUAUGACUGUACAACCAAUUUAAAAAAAAAAAAAAAAAAUCAACCAACAUUGAAAUUUUAGAUUUGUCAAGUGGUUAAAAAAAAAUAUUGAAUAAUUUAUGUAAAUUAAAAAUCAAGGUCUCAUAGGCUUGGGUUACCAUGUUUUUAUUGGACCAUUAUGGUCACACAUACUCAGCUACUGUAAAUGAUCAAAACUGUCUGACAAAUAAUAGUGCUAGACCAGACCAGAAGUUGCUACAUUGCAUGUUUUGCUUGCAAAUAUAGCUUAUGAAAUGGAGAAUCAAUUAUUUAGACUACAUUUAAGGAGAAUUUUACCUUUUUACUGUAUGAAAUGUGAAACCAGUAUACCAGCACACUACUGCGUUCUGGCUAGACUGGCUUGGAGGAAUAGUAUGUUGGGGGUUCAGGUCAAACUGACAUGAUAAACUGAACAGCAUUUGACUCGUUCCCUAUUCGGAGGGCCUAUUCAGUGUUAAAGAAAAAAAAAUGUAUUUUGACAUUUUGGCUUCUUUACCCUUCACACUGGUAUGAUGGACAGUGGUCAGGGAUUAAUCACUUUCUUGUAGCCAUCAAGUCUGCUUGGCCUCAAUUCGCUGUAAGUAGGACUCAGAUCUCCCUAUCUUACCAUCUGUCAAAGCAGUUGAUCUGACUAUAAAUGCUUGGCCAAAUUUGAUAACUCUUUAUUUGUAUUGUUUUUUAUAAUUAUGUACAAGUCUGAUUGCUGAAUAAAAUCCCUAAUUUGACCUUGA
Messenger RNA from Myripristis murdjan (pinecone soldierfish), 4494 nucleotides. RefSeq names its product transcriptional repressor CTCF-like. Gene Ontology annotation, cellular component: nucleus. Bases 210 to 2474 code for a protein of 754 amino acids. Gene Ontology annotation, biological process: regulation of transcription by RNA polymerase II. The record is from RefSeq and is a predicted model, not a curated record. Gene Ontology annotation, molecular function: RNA polymerase II transcription regulatory region sequence-specific DNA binding; DNA-binding transcription factor activity, RNA polymerase II-specific. The transcript has 13 exons. NCBI's taxonomy places the organism in Eukaryota, Metazoa, Chordata, Actinopteri, Holocentriformes, Holocentridae.